Molecule: messenger RNA, 1009 nt
Organism: Oncorhynchus kisutch (coho salmon)
Lineage: Eukaryota; Metazoa; Chordata; Actinopteri; Salmoniformes; Salmonidae
Product: oligodendrocyte transcription factor 3-like
Exons: 1
Coding region: 251-1009 (252 amino acids)
Biological process (GO): positive regulation of transcription by RNA polymerase II; sensory organ development; axon development
Cellular component (GO): nucleus
Molecular function (GO): protein dimerization activity; E-box binding; DNA-binding transcription factor activity, RNA polymerase II-specific
Source: RefSeq, a predicted model, not a curated record
CAGCCUGCGCCUGCUGUAUCUAGCUAUCUACUGAACUCUGACAGAAGUGACAGUGAGAGAGCAUCGGCCCUCAGGGAACUGUGAGCUUUCCUACUCAGACAACAGAGAGUGAAGAAAGAUCCAGCUUUUUGUUUUUUGUUUUCAAGAACUUUUCACAAACAUCUUUGGCUCUAACCUCAAUUGCUUUGUGGUUUUAGUUGUUUUUUUCCACUCGUGUUUUACAUUUAUUUUCUAAACAUCAUCUGUUGAGAUGGACUCUGAUGCUGGCUCCAACUCCAGCCGCUCCUCAUCUCCAGAUCUGGUGGUGGAUGACUCCAUGGGCAGCUUCUUCUCCAACAAGAUGUUCCAAGCCUACUGCCGGGAGGAGGGGGCAGCCAGGGCCGCUGGGCAGGGCAGGACUGACCGCUGUGCUGGGGGAGGCAAGAGCAAGACCCUCAAAGAGGGUGACGUGCAGGACCUGAGGCUGAAGGUGAACGGCAGGGAGAGGAAGAGGAUGCACGACCUGAACCAGGCCAUGGACGGCCUGAGGGAGGUCAUGCCCUAUGCCCAGGGGCCCUCCGUCCGCAAGCUCUCCAAGAUCUCCACCCUGAUGUUGGCCCGUAACUACAUCCUCAUGCUGUCCAGCUCCCUGGAGGAGAUGAAGAAGCUGGUGGGGGACGUGUAUGGAGGUGGUGGUUCCCAGAGUCGCACUAGCCACCGCCGGAUCAACCCUCCGGCCCCCACAGCUCACCUCCCCCUACACCCCCUGGCCCAGUCCCUGCACUCCCUGGUGGGUAGCACGGCCUCGGCUCUCCACCACCCUUCGCCUCUCGCGGCUCCAGCCCCACACUCACCACCCUCUGCAAGCUACCUGGGCUUCCACCAUGCACCCGUACAGAGCCUGCUGAAAGACCCUCUCCACCUAGCCAGCUCCUACAGGCACUUUCCUGGUAUGCCCUGUCCCUGCUCGCUCUGCCAGCCUCUACCAACCAACGCAUCCACCCUGCAUAGCUUUUCCAUGGGCAAGUGA